Molecule: messenger RNA, 1692 nt
Organism: Drosophila nasuta
Lineage: Eukaryota; Metazoa; Arthropoda; Insecta; Diptera; Drosophilidae
Gene: betaTub85D
Product: beta-Tubulin at 85D
Exons: 2
Coding region: 138-1478 (446 amino acids)
Biological process (GO): microtubule-based process
Cellular component (GO): microtubule
Molecular function (GO): GTP binding; GTPase activity; structural constituent of cytoskeleton
Source: RefSeq, a predicted model, not a curated record
CAUUCCAACAUCGACUCGACUCCUGUACACGUAUAGAAAAAAGUAAGAAAAUUAUACGUAGAAAUCAUUUUAAAAGCGGCGGGUCAGGUUUUCAACGAAAAAAAGCAAAUCCUCGUAUACUCUCGUAUCUAGUAACUAUGCGUGAAAUUGUGCAUAUUCAGGCUGGCCAGUGUGGCAAUCAGAUAGGAGGCAAGUUCUGGGAGGUCAUCUCAGAUGAACAUUGCAUCGAUGCGACGGGGACGUAUUAUGGCGAUAGUGAUCUGCAAUUGGAGCGUAUCAAUGUGUACUACAAUGAGGCCACUGGUGCCAAAUAUGUACCACGGGCCAUUCUUGUCGAUCUGGAGCCCGGCACCAUGGACUCUGUGCGCUCGGGUGCUUUCGGCCAGAUCUUCCGACCCGAUAACUUUGUUUUCGGUCAAUCAGGUGCGGGCAACAACUGGGCGAAAGGACACUACACUGAAGGAGCCGAACUGGUUGACUCUGUGCUCGACGUGGUCCGUAAGGAAUCCGAAGGAUGCGACUGUCUCCAGGGUUUCCAACUGACUCAUUCGCUGGGGGGUGGCACCGGAUCGGGCAUGGGGACUUUGCUCAUCUCGAAGAUUCGCGAGGAGUACCCGGAUCGCAUCAUGAACACCUUCUCGGUAGUGCCUUCGCCCAAGGUAUCUGACACUGUAGUCGAGCCCUACAAUGCCACCCUAAGUGUGCAUCAGUUGGUUGAAAAUACUGAUGAGACUUAUUGCAUUGACAACGAAGCACUGUAUGACAUCUGCUUCCGCACUUUGAAGCUGACGACGCCCACUUAUGGUGAUCUUAAUCACUUGGUGUCGGCCACAAUGUCGGGAGUGACAACCUGCUUGCGCUUCCCAGGUCAAUUAAAUGCCGACUUGCGAAAAUUGGCCGUAAACAUGGUACCCUUCCCUCGUCUGCACUUCUUCAUGCCUGGAUUUGCACCGCUAACGUCUCGUGGAUCGCAGCAGUAUCGCGCUCUAACCGUUCCAGAGUUGACCCAACAAAUGUUCGAUGCCAAGAAUAUGAUGGCGGCAUGUGAUCCGCGUCAUGGUCGCUAUUUAACAGUUGCAGCCAUCUUCAGAGGCCGCAUGUCCAUGAAGGAAGUGGACGAACAGAUGCUCAAUAUACAGAAUAAGAACAGCAGCUUCUUUGUGGAAUGGAUUCCAAACAAUUGCAAAACUGCAGUGUGCGAUAUUCCACCGAGAGGUUUAAAGAUGUCUGCCACAUUCAUUGGUAAUUCUACGGCCAUUCAGGAGCUUUUUAAGCGUGUCUCGGAACAGUUCACUGCCAUGUUCCGACGUAAGGCCUUCUUGCAUUGGUACACUGGAGAGGGUAUGGAUGAGAUGGAGUUCACCGAAGCGGAGAGCAACAUGAAUGAUUUGGUAUCCGAGUACCAGCAGUAUCAAGAGGCCACUGCCGACGAAGAAGGAGAAUUCGAUGAAGACGAAGAAGGAGGCGGCGAUGAGUAAAGUUUUCGUUUCACAUACAAUCGCAUAUUAAGACUGAAAACGCGCAAUCCUGAUAAAAUAGAUGAAGAUGCCAACUACCGAUACGACUGGUUACAAUCAACGUUAUUGCUAUUGUGUUCCAUAUACAUAAGUAUUAUUAAUCUCCCUGUUUGGUGGUGCGACACAACUGCAUCCAUACUCAUAAAUACAGAUUCAUGCAAGUCAUUUAACUAAA